This is a messenger RNA of Gregarina niphandrodes, 3873 nucleotides long. RefSeq names its product putative coatomer subunit alpha. The transcript is spliced from 3 exons. Gene Ontology annotation, molecular function: structural molecule activity; protein binding. NCBI's taxonomy places the organism in Eukaryota, Apicomplexa, Conoidasida, Eugregarinorida, Gregarinidae. Gene Ontology annotation, biological process: retrograde vesicle-mediated transport, Golgi to endoplasmic reticulum; intracellular protein transport; intra-Golgi vesicle-mediated transport. Gene Ontology annotation, cellular component: COPI vesicle coat. The record is from RefSeq and is a predicted model, not a curated record. The coding region runs from base 1 to 3873 and encodes 1290 amino acids.
AUGCUUGUGAAAUGCGAGUCGAAAUCUGCCCGGGUUAAAGCAGUCGCAUUCCACCCGAAGCUGCCCUGGGUGCUUGUAGGCCUACACUCGGGACCGAUUCAUCUUUGGGACUAUAAACGAGGCUGCAUUCUCCACAAAUUUGAGGACCACGUUGGUCCGGUACGUGCUUUACAUUUCCACCCGAAUCAGCCAUUGUUUUGUUCUGCUGGUGAUGACCAUGAUAUUCGUGUAUGGAAUUAUAGUACCCAUCAGAAGUUGUUUAGUUUAAGUGGGCAUCUAGAUUAUGUGCGUGCGGUAGAGUUCCAUUAUGAGUAUCCAUGGAUUGUGAGUUGUUCUGAUGACCAGACAGUGCGUAUUUGGAAUUGGCAGAGUCGUCAGUGCCUAUCGGUUUUGGCGGGUCAUCAUCAUUUCGUGAUGUAUGUUCGAUUCCAUCCAAGUCUUGAUUUGAUUGCUUCAGCAUCAAUGGAUCAGACUAUUCGUGUGUGGGAUGUAUCUGGACUUAAAGAAAAGACUGUUGCCCGAUUGCACUCCCUUAACCCAGGUACAAAUGCCAGGAAUAGUACGGAGAUGUUUCAGCCACAGGACGCGGUGUGUAAGUAUAUAAUCGAAGGGCAUGAUCGAGGUGUCAACUGGAUAGAUUUCCACCCACAUGUUAAUAUGUUGGUAUCAGGUAGCGAUGAUCGUAUGGUAAAGCUUUGGCGUUUCGAUGAGACCCGUUGGUGGGAGGUGGAUACGUUCAGAGGACACUUUAAUAAUGUAAGUGCUGUUAAAUUCCACCCCAUUUUGGACGUCAUUAUAUCCAACUCGGAAGACCAUACCAUUCGUAUUUGGGACGUUAACCAACGGAAGCUACUUAACUCCGUGCGACGGGAAUCAGAUCGCUUCUGGGUCCUCGAUUGCCAGCAGAACUCUAUCGCCGUCGGACACGACAGCGGUAUGAUCGUAUUCAAGCUACAACGGGAACGUCCAGCCGCCGUGCCUUGGAUGUCCUCCACCUCAGGAUUGGGAGCACUUUGCGCAGAUAAUAACACUCUCAAACUACUAGACUUGAACGAUGAACGUGUGCUCUCCCGCUCCGCUAUUCGUCCUGCACGCGAUGCACUUAGUGGCCAGCCACAUCGCUUAGUCAAAAACCCACUCAACAACACAGACCACCUCCUUGCCGUCCUCUACCCCAGCGAAUUCGGCAAUGACUUGUUUACUUACGACAUUCUAAGACUCCAGGGACCAACCGACAAACUAGGCUUGGCGGAUGGUGGUAAGUUAGCGGACGGUGGUAAGCUGGCAGAUAGCCUCAAGCUGAACGCUCAGUCGCCGCCAUGCAGCGCCUUAGAGUUCUGCGGGCGAUCGAAAUAUGUAACACUCGAUAAGACGGGUACCCUCAAACUGCACACUAUUGCGAUUGGCGGUGCCGAUGAGUCCGUGCGCACUGUCGAGUGGCCGUUGGAAGAACAGCCUGAGAAGGUGUUUUAUGCUGGCAACAACAAGGUCUUGAUCCGUGCGGGAGAUUCAGUUUAUUUGUUCGAUCUGGUGAACAAAAAAGUGCUCAAUAAACUGGAUCUGGCAAUGGCCGGGGCGCACGGUUCUAAGGGCAAGAUCCGCUAUUGCUGUUGGGACGGGAGCCGCGUGGCACUGAUAAGCAAGUUUUAUAUCUGCAUUGCGACUAAGGACCUGGAGCAUCUGUAUUCGCUGCAUGAGCCAGUGCGCAUCAAAAGUUGCAUCUGGGACCCCGCGGGUGCGCUCCUUUACACGACGGCCAGUCACCUCAAGUACCUGCUUCCCAACGGUGAUGGCGGUAUUGUGCGUAGUCUGCCCGAGUGCUGCGGUAACACUUAUUUGCUAGGCCUUUUGGACCCGGAGCACGCGGCGAAUGUGACGAGUGCUGGAACGACCGGCACGGCGACGACUGUGGGUAGCAGCAAUGGCAGCAACGGUGUCGCAGGAGGCGAGUGCUGUCGCCUACUGUACCUGGACUAUGAGCACAAGGUGAAGGAGAUGGAUGUGGAUGUGCGCGAAGAACGACUUAAGAUCGCGGUCCAGCGGCGGCAACUGGAUCGGAUUGCGGACAUUCUCAAAUCAUCACGUCGCCUGCCCGGCUGGGCUUGGAUCAAGUACCUGGAGGCGCACGGUUACCCCGAGGUGGCUUACCAUUACGUAACGGAUGACAGCACACGGGCCUAUCUCGCACUGCAAUUCGGCAACCUCGAUGCGGCGCUCCAAGCCAUGCAAAGCGCGGGCACGUCCACGACGGCAGCGAGCUGGGAGCAGCUGGCACGGGCAGCCGUGGAGAAGGGUCGAGUGGAUAUUGCAGUCGUGGCCUACCAGAAGGCCCGCAAGUAUGCCCAGUUGAUUAAACUCCUAAGUCUCUUGGGUGACCUGGAGCGUCUUAAGAAGCUGACGAAUGUGGUCAAGGUCAUGGGCGAUGAUAAUCUGACUCUCCUGGCUAACCUACACACCACUGAUAUCCAGGGUCGCGUGGCGUUGCUGCAGAAUCUGUGUCCGGAAAUGGCAUACAUGUGUGCGCUUGCACACAAUCUGGAGACGGACACACUGAAGGAACAACUGACACCUCAAGUCCGUGACAAAUUACAACAAGCCGUCGCCGCACGCAAGGAGAAGACACUUCUAGCCGCACCCAUUCCCAUUUCCCUCGCCGAAUCCGUCAAAACAUGGACCCUCAAACCUGAUGAUACCGCUCCCGCUGCUUUCCACGAGUUGCUAACUAAACCCAAGGCCACUAGCACUCGAGACCAGGAACAACGGGACCAAGACCAGCCGCAAGUAGGUAACGCCUGGGCCGAUGAAGAUGAAGACUGGUUAUCGGAUGACGACGAGGACCACUCGGUGGCCGGCGGCGAGCAGACGGGAGAGAAUUUAGCAUUGGGGGUGGAUUCGGAUGAACCUGUUGGGGUAGGCAAUAGUCUUGGGUUGAUUGUGUCACCAACCCAACCGGGUAUGUGUAUUGCGGAUACAGCGCAUAGUGUUGGUACCUUGGUCGCGGUUGGACGUUUCGAAGAGGCGUUGUGUGUUCUGCGCGAUGAAGUUGGACUUUCCGGCUUGGGCAACUUGCGGGAGCUUUUCAAAAUGCAGUUUGUCGCCGCACAGUCCUAUCUACCCUCGUUGCCAUGCAUGGGUGCCAUGCCAACACAUCUCCUCGACUCAGAGGGCGGGGUAGUUAAUCAAACACAGAUUCAGGUCCACUGUUUGUACACACCAUUCAGCUUCAAUCAGGCAUACCGCAAGGGCAUCGAGGCAUUCGGAGCUAGACAACUACCUGAAUGCACCACCGCCAUGCACGACUGCAUACGCCAAGCAUGUCUCGUCAGCGUCGAUGUCGAACAAGAAGUACCCGAUAUCGCGACCAAAAUUCAUAACGCCGCCCAAUACCUUCUCGUCAUCAAACUACUCAACGAAGCCGAGGCCGCACCCACCGGAACCGACAGGCUACAGAAACUACUCGCGUCCACCACACUACCCGUCAAGGCACCGCACAGAUUCAUUCUCUUCCGAGAAGCCUGUAAAACCGCCAGGAAACUUGAAAAUCACAAGACAUGCGCCAACCUAAUCCGGAAAAUGGCCAAGCUGAAUUUGGAAGCAUCAGCACCUGAGUUUAGUCACGACAUUGGUCGCAUGAAGACGAGACUGCUUACCGAGCAGGAGAAACUCGGCACGGACAAGUUCGAGGAUUUGGUGAUCGAGUGUCGAGUAUGCGCUAGCACGCUGGAGCUCCUGAAAGAAGAUAACGGAGUACCGUGUGCACUCUGUGGAGCCAUCUCUGCGUCGUCAUUGGAAGGCUCGACUUGCGGACUAUGUCGUGUUGGCCGUGUCAGUUCCAGCCUGCCCGGCCGAAGUUUCAUCGCCAGUGCUUGUUGA